Molecule: messenger RNA, 842 nt
Organism: Dicentrarchus labrax (European seabass)
Lineage: Eukaryota; Metazoa; Chordata; Actinopteri; Moronidae
Gene: gtf2a2
Product: general transcription factor IIA, 2
Exons: 4
Coding region: 188-523 (111 amino acids)
Biological process (GO): transcription initiation at RNA polymerase II promoter; RNA polymerase II preinitiation complex assembly
Cellular component (GO): transcription factor TFIIA complex
Molecular function (GO): TBP-class protein binding; RNA polymerase II general transcription initiation factor activity
Source: RefSeq, a predicted model, not a curated record
GCCUGCUCUCCGUCGCUCCGCUCGCUUGUUGUGGAGGGAAGCAGUUAGCUCCGUUAGCUCCGUUAGCUCCGUUAGCUCUGUGUGUGUGUGUGUGUUUGAGGGAAGCGGCUAGCUGCGUUAGCCCCGUUAGCUCCGUUAGCUCCGUGUGUGUUUGAGCGAUACUUUACUGUAGUUAUUCCUUUCCAACAUGGCGUACCAGCUGUACCGGAACACCACGCUGGGGAACAGCCUACAGGAGAGUCUGGACGAGCUCAUACAGACUCAGCAGAUCACUCCUCAGCUGGCUCUUCAGGUCCUCCUUCAGUUCGAUAAAGCGAUCAACACGGCGCUCGCCAACCGAGUCCGCAACAGGGUCAACUUCAGGGGUUCUCUGAACACCUACAGGUUCUGUGACAACGUGUGGACGUUUGUCCUGAACGACGUGGAGUUCAGGGAGGUGACGGAACUCGUGAAGGUCGACAAGGUCAAAAUAGUCGCCUGUGACGGAAAGAGCGAGUCGACCCAGAACAAAACCGACAAAUGAGUGACGACUCUUCUUUGUGUGUUCUGGUGUCAGACGGAGUUGGACCUGGACUGUACAUAUAAUUUAUUACAGCAGAGUCACAGCUGAGUGUGUGUGUGUGUGUGUGUGUGUGUGUGUGUGUGUGUGUGUGUGUGUGUGUGUGUGUGUGUGUGUGUGUGUGUGUGUGAGAGAGAGAGAGAGAGAGAGUGUGUGUGUGUGAGGACCGGUCACUGUACCUGCAGCAGUUUUUUUUAUUAUUCUCUCAGUUUACAGGAGGUUUGUGUUCAGUUUGCUGUUAUCGAGCUGGAUCAUCUUUAAUAAAAACUUUAUUUAAAACACA